Messenger RNA from Schistosoma mattheei, 1209 nucleotides. NCBI's taxonomy places the organism in Eukaryota, Metazoa, Platyhelminthes, Trematoda, Strigeidida, Schistosomatidae. The record is from the annotation of a GenBank genome assembly.
AUGUGUCACUUACCUUGGACAUUUAUUAUUUGCCUCUUCGUUGUUACUUUUGGGGCUCAUAUCCAGUCGGAAAAGUACCCAAUUGUAAUAAUCCCAGGUGAUGGAGGGUGUCAGGCGUAUAGCAAGCUAAAAAACUCAACGUCACCUCCUUUUUUAGUAUGGAUAGACUUACGUUACUUUCUCGAACCGGGAAAACUAAAUGAAUACUUCGGCUUAGUUUAUGAUCCAGUCACAAGAAAGUCCAGAGAUCCUGAUAGCGCAGACGUAUAUUUCCCAGGUUGGGGUGAAACGUGGUCUAUUGAAAAUUUGGAUAGUUAUAAACAUAGCAGAACUGAAUAUUGUGGUCCGAUGAUUGAGUCAUUGCGUCGUGAUCCUUUCUUUGUAUCCAACUGGACUAUUCGCGGUGCACCCUUCGAUUUCCGUAAAGCUCCAAAUGAAAACGAGGGCUUUAAUGACAACCUUAUGCACCUGAUUGAGGAGACUUAUCAAAAUGGUGGAAACCGGUCUGUUGUUUUGCUUGGCCAUAGUUUGGGGGCUAAAUACGGGAUGUACUUCUUAAAGUCAAUGAAGAAAAGCUGGAAGAAUACAUACAUCAAGACCUUUGUCUCACUCAGUGCACCUCUUGGUGGUUCAGUAAAGGCUCUUAAAAUCGAAGCAAGUGGAGAUAACUUUGGUGUGUUUUUACGCAGUCCACUUAGUUUCCGCCCUGUUCAGCGCACGCUACCUUCUCUUGCUUUUCUCCUCCCGGAUUCUCGUUUGUGGUCACCAAAGGAACCUCUUAUUAUAACGCCAACAACAAACUAUUCUGCUCAUGACUACGAACGUUUCUUCCAUGAUGUCAAUUAUUCAAUCGGCUUCCAGAUGAUGUUGGACAGUAAAUCUAUAAUUGAUACAUUCGAAAAACCAAGUGAUAUUGAUGAAAUCUAUUGUAUUCAUGGAUCAAAUUUGAGUACCACUGACAAAAUGAUUUAUUCACCGCCCAACUUCUUUCAUAGUGGAUUUCCAGAUCAAGUGCCGACAUUGAUUCCUGGAAACGGUGAUGGAACUGUUAGUCUACGUAGUUUAGAAGUCUGUAAACGUUGGCCUGGUAUAAAAUAUUUCAUGUUACCUGGGGCUGAACAUGUAAAUAUUAUGGGAGAUCCACGUUUUAUUGAUAUUAUUCAUCGAAUUGUUGGUGCUAAUACAACUAAAACAUUAAACUGUUGUUAA